UGGGUGAAGUUCCACAUUCAAAUGACCGGGGCCGGUCUAAAGAUAGGGUGAACAUUGACUUUGAUUUCCUGCUACGGCCGUUGAAAUGGGCAAGUUUCCUAAAUCCCUCCACCUCUGUCCAACCAGUGGUUGGUCAAGUGGCAGGUCGAAUGCGAUGGAGUAGAGUGCGGAUAGUCCCAUCUCUUCCAAGCAGUGUGGCCAGUGUGGAAAAGUAGGCCAAAUUCCCUAUAGACCUCCCUCUAAUGGAGGGCCUUCCUCCAGCAGUGGCUUGAGCAAGCAAUUGCAGGGCUGCACCCUUGCCUGUUACGAUUUUGUUACGACUUAAAUAAUGGCACACGACACAUUUUACCGAUUGCAUUGGCUGCAGCGGGAUGAUGGACUGAGUUGUCUCUAGACCAGAUUUUGAAUGCGGGACCUUUUGUGAGUGGAGCGAUCGAACAACAAUGCCACCUGGCUAGAUACGAAAAUGGGGAAAUAACCAAAUAACCCCCUCCCCCCACCCCCUCACCCAUGACAGAUGACUCGAUGAAUGGCCUGGUUCACGAGUAUCGGGCAUUAACUCUGAUGAUGAGAGGGAACGCAAUCAAUUUACCCAGAUUACUAAAAUGUGAUUCGUGGCUGAGCUGGAUUUGGGAUUACGGGAGCAGGUAAAGAGGGAGAGCAGGAUGGCAGAGAAAAUGCGGCUGGGGAGCCGGUGGGGGGAUGGUGAUGGUCGGGACUGGUCGCAGUGGUGGGUGGAGGGAGACCUGAGGGAUGGGUAAGGGAACAGGUAACUUGGAUUUGGCUCUAGGGCUCUGAAUUUGAGCAGCUCAGUGCUAAGCAAGUGCAUCUUGGGUGGACGGAGUGUGGCCUCAGUUGGGGCCAUGCUUGGCUGCGAGGCUGCUCUGUAGAUCUGCGUGGCUUCCUCCUCCUCCUCCUCCGCUGUCUCCUCCUUCUCACCUCCAUCCACCCGCCCAACCACCCACCCAACCUCCAUCCUCCGCAACCUUGGAGAAGCAGCGAUGGCAGCAGCGAUAUUCAUCAGCACGGAUUAGCGCAGACCGGACGGAGGGAGUGCCGGAUAAGUCACGCACGGCGACAGAGGCGGCUCUCUCCUCUGUCCGUCGUUUUGGCUAAGCUUCUUCUCCUCCUCCAGCCUCUCGAAGGAGAGCAACAGUAGGGGGAACAACAGCAAGAUUCACGGGACAACGGUGCACGGCAAAGAGUGAAGAGGCCGUUGGGAAUUCAGGACAUCCGAGGAAGGCCAGGAGAGAAACGGAGGAAAGACGAGGAGAGGGAGCGACGGGGGAGAGGCGAGGGGCAGUUAAGGAAGCAGGGACGAACGGCAGGGCGACGUCGGGGAGCAUCAUCAGAGCAGAGGAGAGGAGCCCGGCAGGAAUCCCUCAUGGGGAGCGGCGCGAGCGCAGAGGACAAGGAGUCGGCCAAGCACUCCAAGGAGCUCGAGAAGAAGCUCGCCGAAGAUGCCGAAAAGGAGGCGAGGACGGUGAAGCUCCUGCUAUUAGGUGCUGGAGAAUCUGGAAAAAGUACCAUCGUAAAGCAAAUGAAGAUCAUCCACAAGAAUGGCUACUCAGAAGCGGAGUGCUUGGAAUUCAAGGCCAUCAUCUACAGCAACACCCUGCAGUCGAUCCUCGCCAUCGUCCGAGCCAUGGAAACGUUCAGCAUCGACUACGGGGACCCUGCCAGAGCUGCUGACGGGAGGCAGCUCUUCAACCUGGCCGACUCACUGGAGGAGGGAUCCAUGCCCAAUGAACUUUCCGCCAUCAUCAUCCGCCUGUGGAAGGACACCGGGGUGCAGGCCAGCUUCGAUCGGGCGUCCGAAUACCAGCUCAACGAUUCUGCCUCUUACUACCUCAAUGAUCUGGAUCGUCUUAUGAACCCAAGCUACUUGCCCAACGAGCAAGACGUCCUGCGCUCCCGUGUUAAGACCACUGGUAUCAUCGAGGACUCCUUCUGCUUCAAGGACCUGCAGUUCAGGAUGUUCGACGUGGGAGGGCAGCGAUCGGAGCGGAAGAAGUGGAUCCACUGCUUCGAGGGCGUCACCUGCAUCAUCUUCUGCGGCGCGCUGAGUGCGUACGACAUGGUGCUCGUGGAGGACGACGAAGUGAACCGCAUGCACGAGAGCCUGCACCUGUUCAACAGCAUCUGCAACCACAGAUACUUCAACGACACCUCCAUCGUGCUGUUCCUCAACAAGAAAGACCUCUUCGAGGAGAAGGUGAAGAAGGUCCACCUCAACAUUUGUUUUCCAGACUACGACGGUCCGAACACCUUCGAUGACGCCGGGGCCUACAUCAAGAACCAGUUCCUGGACCUGAACCUGCGCAAGGAGGCAAAGGAGAUCUACUCGCACUUGACGUGUGCCACCGACACCCAGAACGUCAAGUUCGUGUUCGACGCAGUCACCGACAUCAUAAUCAAGAACAACCUCAAAGACUGCGGCCUCUUCUAAGUCGGCGGGCAUCCGUCACUUCGCUCGGAAGACACGGUUCGUUUCAAAACGCUGCGAUGACACGAGGCACAAAAUGAUGCACGCCAGCAUCGUGUCGGCUCGUUCAUGCUAAACUACAAUGAGAAGGCAGUAUUGGUUAUGGUUGAUAGUUUAGAGCAGGGGUGUCCAAACUUUUUUUUCCCGAGGGCCACAUACAGAAAAAUAUACGAAGGACUGGGCCACUCACUUGACGUGAGGUAUACUGCCUCACUUCUCAUGCACUAAUAUUGGCAAAAUCAAUCAAAUGCAGGUAAAUUACGUUUGAUAAUUGAACAUGUUUGAAGACAAAAAGCCUCCAUCAUAGCUCUCCAUUAGUAGAUUUUCAUUUUAUUUUUUACAAAAAGGUUGCCAGGUCAUUCUCUCAGUGACAGCCUCAGAUUGGUUCUUAGGGUGCUGAUCCCCCUUCAUUGUCCUGUAUGAAGGGAGAGACAAGAAGAGAAAUAGGGGAUGUGGAUAUUUCAAGCUUAUUUCACAAAUCAAUUAUUGGUCUUGUUAACACACCAACUAACGUUUGUUAAAAAAUUGUCAUCAACUUUAAUUGACUGAAUUUAUUAAGUAAUUGGGCUUAUUAACAAAUGAAAACUGUGUGUAUAUUUUUAACUUACCUGUAAUGGGAAGAAUGUUGCGCUCAGUGGGAGCAGUGAUGCUGCGCUUUGGUGUGAAGGAUAGC
Molecule: messenger RNA, 3158 nt
Organism: Petromyzon marinus (sea lamprey)
Lineage: Eukaryota; Metazoa; Chordata; Hyperoartia; Petromyzontiformes; Petromyzontidae
Source: RefSeq, a predicted model, not a curated record